GGGGGCGAUUGUGAAGUGUUUACCAAGCAGAUUUGAAACUCAACCAUAUGGAGUUAUAUUAGAGUACAACACUCAAUGUUUACUUGAUUUAUAUGUAUUAUACCCUGUACGACUUCACCAGUUUAUUAAUUGACUCACCGAUAAUAAAUACGUUUCAAAGCGUCCCCCUAUUCAAUCGAUGUCUUUGGCUUCAUCCAGUUCUGUUCGAAAUUCGAGGAGAGAUGAGGCAUUGUAUUAAAAAUAUUAACGGUAUCGUAUCUGAAUUGUAUACUAUAUACCAGUGCAUACGGUAUCACCAAUAAGGAAAAACAGAAACCCGAUUUUAAAUGGCAUAAUCUAUAUAUGCCCAAAAGCCCAAGAGAAGCGGAACAGACCCAGGGAGUUUAUUCCUGGAGCUACGCGACCAUAGCCGCUUCAUAGCGGCUAAACAAAGUUGUUUUGGCCUUUCUUACCCUGAAGGGUCUCACUCUUUCAGUAACGCGGCCUGAAGUAACUAAACUGUCACCAUGAGCUCUCGUCAGUGCAAGAGCUGCGGCGGCACGGAUAUAGACAUCGACCAGGCCCGGGGCAGUGCAGUUUGCAUGGGCUGCGGUUCCGUGUUAGAGGACAACAUCAUAGUAUCAGAGGUGCAAUUCGUGGAGAACAGUGGGGGCGGAUCCUCAGCCGUGGGACAGUUCGUCUCUUCAGAUGGUACAGGGAAGGCCCCAGCCUUGGGGAGUGGGUUCCACACCAGCUUGGGAAAGGAGUCCCGGGCCCAGACGCUGCAGAACGGGAAACGGCAGAUCCAUAACCUGGGCAACCAGCUGCAGCUGAACCAGCACUGCCUGGACACGGCUUUCAACUUCUUCAAGAUGGCAGUGAGCAAGCACCUGACACGGGGCCGGAAGAUGGCCCACGUGAUCGCCGCCUGCCUUUACCUGGUCUGCCGGACGGAGGGCACGCCUCAUAUGCUCCUGGACCUGAGUGAUCUCUUGCAGGUGAAUGUCUACAUCCUGGGCAGAACCUUCCUCCUACUGGCCAGAGAGCUGUGCAUCAACGCCCCUGCCAUAGACCCUUGCCUCUACAUACCCCGCUUUGCCCACAUGCUGGAGUUUGGGGAGAAGAACCAUGAGGUCUCCAUGACAGCGCUGCGGCUGCUGCAGAGGAUGAAGAGGGACUGGAUGCACACGGGCCGUCGGCCGUCUGGGCUGUGCGGGGCGGCCUUACUGGUCGCCGCCCGCAUGCACGAUUUCCGCCGCACGGUGAAGGACGUCAUCGGCGUGGUGAAGGUGUGCGAGGCCACGCUAAGGAAGAGGUUGACAGAGUUUGAAGACACGCCCACCAGUCAGCUGACCAUCGAUGAGUUCAUGAAAGUAGACCUUGAGCAGGAAUGUGACCCGCCAGCGUUUACCGCUGGGCAGAAGAAGCAGAAGCUGCAGCAGCUUGAGCAAGAAUUGGCCAAGCUUGAUGAAGUUCAAGGUGAGAUCAGCUGUUACCAGGAUGAGAUUGAGACGGAGCUGGAGAACAGCCGGCCCAAACUGAGGGGGAUCUACGCGGCGUAUGCCAGAGAAGCCCCAGACUGCCACGACGACCUCGCCGACGAGGAGCAGGAGGACGAGGAGCUGGAGGCUGCGGCAAAACACCUCAACCGGGAGUUCCUCAGCACGGUGCUCCCGGGGAAAGCAGAGGAGGCGACCUCGGAACCACCGCUGCCCAAAGAGCUCCCCCUGCUGGGCCCCCUGCCAACUGCCGCCAGCCUGGGUCUCACGGAGACUCUCCGGGAGUGCAUCGAUCGGGAGAAGGAGGACGAAGAAAAUCCUGAAAAUGGAGAGCUGAACCUGGAUGGCAUCGAUGAAGAGGAGAUCGAGAGGUAUAUUCUGAACGACAAAGAGGUGAAGAUUAAGACCGAGCUGUGGAUGAAGCAGAACGAGGAAUAUCUGAAAGAACAGAGAGAGAAGGAAGAAAGGAUAGCAAAAGAAAAGGAGCUGGGAAUCUACAAGGAACAGAAGCCCAAGAAGUCGGGUCGGAGGAGGGAGCCGAUCCACGCCAGCACGGCGGGCGAGGCCAUCGAGAAGAUGCUGGAGCAGAAGAAGAUCUCCAGCAAGAUCAACUACGACGUGCUCCGCGACCUCAACAGCAAGGGCAGCGGCGGCGGCGGGGGCGGGGUCAGCGGCGCCAGCCCCGCCCCCAGGGCCGCGGGGGGCAAGCGGCUCCCCGGCCGCAGGAAACGGACCAGCACCAACCGCAGCCUGGCCGCCCACGUCAGCAGCAUGGCCAAGAGACUCCGCCCAUUGAUAUCCGCCCAAGCCAAUAAGAAGCUCGCUGUGGAACAGGGGCGUACGGGGGGCAUACAAAACCGCCAUCUCACGCCCCGCCGCCAUCUGCUCCGCCAGGCCGCCCUCGCCAGCCCCCCGCCCACGCCCGCUCCCGAGCCCGCACCCGUGCCUGUGCCUGUGCCCGCUGGCCCCUCGGUAACAGUGGUGGUGGAGACCGGGCCGGUGGUGUACGAGGAGGAGGCAGAGGAGGAGGAAGAGGAGGCUGAGGAGCCCUGUGUCAGCGCCAUGGAGCUACUGGGGAACAACGAUUACGGGCAUGAAGUGGACGAGGAAGAGGAGGGGCUGUAGCGGUCGGCCGUGUCCCUGUACCGGCCCUCUGCGACGCACUGACCUGGCUUCCCCCCUGGUCCUCAGGGAGCGGGAGUCACUGCUGGAGGAGACGGGAGGCUCAGUGAGCCCAGGGAAGAGGCCUGUGAAGGGGCGGAGCAGCUCGGGGGAGGGGUCUAACCAUACCAAUCAACACCAGCUUCUGGAUGACACGGGCUUCAAAGAGACCAGUUAUAACAGCCGUGCCGCUAGCCGGCUCAUUAGAGUUCUCUGAGCAGUCACUGUGAACACUCCCUACAGCCGCUGUGUGAAAGUGUCAGCGCUGACCACGCCCUGGUGGUCUCAUUCACAGCCCAGACGGACAUUAGUGAGCUCUUCUCCAGGGCUGUUCAAGGUGCCUGUGAACAGGAAGGGGAAGGGGGAAUUAUAAGCUGAUUUGCUCACCCUAUGGUGAGGCUGAGAUUGUAUUUUUGACUUGUCACUAGAUUGUUCUUUGUUCACCACAUCUACUUUUCUAGGAUAGGUAUGGCUUUAGCUGGAAGUAGGCCUUUGGCCACCCUCCCACCUUUCAAGACAAGGUGUACAGCCCUAUUGCAUCACUAGACUGCUAACUCAUUAGUUCUGUAUGUGAAGUGCAAUUGGCACGCCUUACGGGUAAGACUCUAGACCAGGGAUCUGAAACUCAAAUCCUGGAGGACUUUGGAGUGACUGGUGGUUUUCAUUGUGUGCAACAACUUAAGUGCUUUUCUGUGGCUUUUCUGUAGAUAAUUACAGUAGGAUUCUCUCGCUCUCUCUCUCUCUCUCUCUGUCUCUCUCUCAACACACCUUGCAUCCACAGCAUCAAUUAGCUGCUGAUUGGAAUUAAAUGAUGUCAACCUGCAGACACUGCAGCCGUCCAGGACUACAGUUUAAGAUCCAUUGCUGUAAACCCCCGAACGCACACAAUAUCAACGGCAGCUCCAAAGGCAUCCAGCAAAUUAAUUCCCAAAGUAGUGUAGCUGCUCGAAACAGAGCUUUAAAUCAUGAAGUCUGACCAAUAACAGGGCAUCUGUUUAAUCCUGGUUUCUGCACGAUUCAUAUGCCUUUAAGCUCCAGAACAUAGCUAGCUCUCUUAGCUUUAAUGGAUUUGUGUGGUUUUUUUCCCCAUAUUCUUCUAUUUCCUAUUUAACUACAGAAGUGAGACAUCCUGUAUGUAAAUCUUUUGGCAUCGGGUAUGUAUUUCAAUGUGUACAGACUGAAGGACUACAAAAAAAGGUUUGUUUAGCAAAACAAGUAUCCUGUAUAUACUAAUGUACAUGUUAAUAUCUUUGGCUGUACUGUUUUAGGAUUGUAUGUUUUUUGUAUUUGUGUGUUUAGUUUCUUCUGGAACAUUCCAAAAUUUCAAUGGGCAUUUUAUCCGUUUCCUUAUCUCAGCAGGAGCAUUCUCCUCUGUUUUAAACAAUCUGGUUUUUAAGACGAUGAACGAAUGCAUGAUUGUACAUAUUUUAAUGACCCCGCGCUUUGACUGUGCAGCGGGAUUGGCCGCACACCAGCCCAUUCCUUCCGUUCCGAUUGGGCGGCCAGCCUGCUGUCGGCGACGUCCGCCAAUGGCAUUUUUAGUAAAGUUCCAUUCCAAGCA
Messenger RNA from Anguilla rostrata (American eel), 4200 nucleotides. RefSeq names its product transcription factor IIIB 90 kDa subunit-like. The transcript is spliced from 19 exons. The coding region runs from base 507 to 2603 and encodes 698 amino acids. Lineage: Eukaryota; Metazoa; Chordata; Actinopteri; Anguilliformes; Anguillidae. Gene Ontology annotation, cellular component: transcription preinitiation complex; transcription factor TFIIIB complex; nucleus. Gene Ontology annotation, biological process: transcription by RNA polymerase III; transcription preinitiation complex assembly; DNA-templated transcription initiation. The record is from RefSeq and is a predicted model, not a curated record. Gene Ontology annotation, molecular function: RNA polymerase III type 3 promoter sequence-specific DNA binding; TBP-class protein binding; RNA polymerase III general transcription initiation factor activity.